Messenger RNA from Didymodactylos carnosus, 825 nucleotides. NCBI's taxonomy places the organism in Eukaryota, Metazoa, Rotifera, Eurotatoria, Philodinida, Philodinidae. The record is from the annotation of a GenBank genome assembly.
AUGCCAUUAACCACUACACCAACAGCAACGGCAGCAGAAGCAGCAGUAGCAACGACGACCACGACGAAGACAACGUUACAAGCUACAUGGUAUUCCAAUAUAAUUACGGUUGCCGGUGGCAAUGGCGCUGGUUCUUUACAAAAUCAGUUAAAUUCUCCCGCUGGCAUUUCUGCGGACAGUGAGGGAAAUUUGAUUGUUACUGAUUAUGGUAAUGAACGUAUACAAAUGUUUUUUAAUAAUGGAACAAUUGCAAAUGCAAUAGUUACCGGUGGAUCUCCGAUAAAUGUAUUCUUUGAUAAAUUUGGUAGUACAUACAGUGCAAGUCGAGGUGGCAGUUCUGCACUCUCCAACGGGUACAUUGAUCGAAACGGUAGUAUUUAUGUAGCUGAUACAGAAAAUAAUCGUGUGAUGAAAUGGGUUGUGAAUGCAAAUCAAGGUAUUGUUGUUGCCGGUGGUAGUUUGGGCUUUCUAGCAGUCGGCCUUUGGUAUCCUUCUGGUGUUUAUGUUGAUGAAUUGAAAAAAAUUGGUGCUGUUUACGUUUCUGAUACGAUGAAUAAUCGAAUACAGAAGUGGAGUCCUCCAAAUCAUCCCGUCGGACUUAUUUACGAUGCAAAUACUAACUAUCUAUACAUUGCUGAUGCAGAUAAUAAUCGCAUAUUAAAAUGGUCACCAUAUUCUUCAACAGGACAGAUUAUUGCUACGGGUUUAUCGAGGCCGACGGGAAUUUCAUUCGACUCAAACUGGAAUUUAUAUGUAUCAGACUACAAUAAUAAUCGUGUACAAAAGUUUCUAUAUAAUCCAUCGUCGUGUCCAAAUGGUCGUUGA